Molecule: messenger RNA, 5256 nt
Organism: Aspergillus steynii IBT 23096
Lineage: Eukaryota; Fungi; Ascomycota; Eurotiomycetes; Eurotiales; Aspergillaceae
Product: E3 ubiquitin-protein ligase SSM4
Exons: 2
Coding region: 224-5095 (1623 amino acids)
Cellular component (GO): endoplasmic reticulum membrane
Molecular function (GO): zinc ion binding
Source: RefSeq, a predicted model, not a curated record
GGCAACUUGCCACCAGUUGGUUCCUGUCGACUUGCCGGUAGUCUUUUCUUUGAGUCCCUCUGACAGCGCUGUCAUUCUGUUAAGCCGACCUCACCACGGAAACCUCGCUGAGUUUGACUCACGUGUCCCUAUCUCGAAAGUCGCGCCCUAGCGGUUCUAUGAACAUGACAUCUGGCUAUCACUACUAAAGACGAUCGGACCGUCGAAUGACGUUGUCGCCAACAUGGAGAUUCCAGAAUACCAAGGCCCAGAAUAUUCGGGCGCAUCAUCUUUUCCAGACCUGAUGAAUGAUCCAGCCUAUGCUACCAACACCAAAGGGAAGGGGAGGGACCUGGAGGACCCAGAUACUUGCCGAAUAUGUCGCGGGGAGGGAACGGAGGACGAGCAGCUCUUCUAUCCGUGCAAAUGCAGUGGGAGCAUCAAGUUCGUUCACCAAGCUUGCUUGGUUGAGUGGCUGUCGCACUCCCAGAAGAAGCAUUGCGAGCUGUGUAAAACGCCAUUCCGAUUUACCAAACUGUACGAUCCGAACAUGCCUCGAAACCUCCCCGCGCCGCUGUUCAUGAAGCAGCUUUUUAUACACAGCUUUCGGACAAUGGUUACGUGGCUUCGCUUUGUUCUUGUCGCCUUCGUUUGGCUCGGAUGGCUGCCGUGGUCGAUGAGGGCAAUCUGGAGGGCGCUCUUCUGGCUGGCAGAUGGUCGUUGGUCUGGAGGUGAUAUACCUCGUCAAGGCUCUGUUGCCAGUCAUGCUGCCCAUUCCGUCGAGAAUGCAUCGGGUUCGUUGAGCAGUGCACCAGCCGCCAUCUCGCCCAGCUCGAGUGAUAUCCCGUCGUCCGUACCGUCAAUGUUCGGCUUCUCAUCGGGUGAGCCUUUGAUGUUCAGUCUGAUAAAGAAUGCCUUUUCGAGUCUUUUCUUUCCCGCGAUGUCGUCGGGGGCACGCCAUACGGAUGCGGGAUCAUCGAAUGCUACUCUUGGGCUUUACAAGCCCCGGCGCUCCUCCUGGCUUUCUGAUGUCAAAUUUUUGAACGCCUUGACUCCAUCACCGACAUUUAACAACAUCGUGAUCGACACUUUGGAGGGACAACUCAUUACGGUGUUGGUUGUGGUCUCCUGUAUACUAAUAUUUCUGAUUCGGGAGUGGGUUGUUCAACAACAGCCAACGGCCAACAUCGCAGAGGGGGAGCGAGAGGCGGCUGUUCAGUUAAUCGCUAAUAAUCGUCCAAAUCAAAACGAAGACAGACCUGGACCCGACCAACAGCCUGUUCCGCACACAGAGGAACCUGUACACGAGCAUCACCGGGUGAAUGAUGGGUUUGGUCUCGCGGACGGGCCGGAGCCUCCCCGAGAAGAGUCAGGGUCUUUUCACGGACACUCCUUUGUUCAAGGUGAUAGCUUCGCCCACCCAGAAGGCGCUGAAGACUUUGGUACAUCGUCUAUGUCCCGGCACUACGAUAGCAACUCGUACGGAGAAAAUGUCGACCCUUCAACGGGAGAGCACUAUCGCCAAGUGGGUCAAGUCUGGCCUGGUACUGAUAUUUUCCGGGACCUAUGGUCUCGGGCUCAGGGUGAUCCCGAACAGGUCCUCAGGAUCAUCAGAGAAGAAAACCGUCAGGCAGAGUUAAACUGGAUCGUCACUGCGAUGACCAAUCUGCGGCAAAGUCGACCUCCCAACUUCUUCGGCAGCGACACGGCCGCCCAGCCAUAUGAAGCACUCCCCGACACGGAUACAUAUGAUGCACAUGUGUAUGAUUCCCAACCUAAGUUCGCGGAGUCCUCUCAGUCGGCGCAUGAAUAUGGACAGCAGGGCGAUGACGAUACCCACUGGGAGGCUGGGGAUUCGUUCAAUCCAGAAUUCGAGGGCUAUCACAACACAGGUCAAUCGCGGAACCCUUUUGCAUUCAAUUUUCCAGAUCCGGGGCCAGAUACUAUGGAUCAGCAUCAAGAUGAUAUCCACGCCACCCAACCCUAUGAUGACGAACCUCAUGUUCAUGAAGCUCCUGUCACAGCCCCUGUUGCAGCUCCUGCUUCAGCCGAACUUCCUAGGGCUGAUGAUUCUUCUGAUAGGGCUGGGGGCGCCCCGGAAAGCGCCCCGCAAUCGGCUCCUAAUGGCAAUCAGGCUGCUCCUGCUCCUCCCAAAACGUUGACCACUCAGGUCCUCGACUGGUUUUGGGCCGAUAUCACUCCAGAUGAGCCGGCUGAAGAACCUCUGCAUCAGGAUGGAGAGCACAUAGUUGAAGAUCCAGCUUUGGAAGAACCUUUCGUGCCCGUGCAAAACAAUCAACGCGCGCUCAACAACGCUGCACAGGACAAUCAGGGGUUCCUUGCGGAUGCUGGACUUGAUGCGAACGAUCUUGAAGCUAUCGAGGAUGGCGACGACCUGGAAGGAAUACUAGAGCUCAUUGGUAUGCACGGUCCGAUUUUCGGUCUCCUGCAAAACGGUGUCUUUAGUGCUCUCCUCAUCUCGUUUACGGUAGCAAUUGGAAUCUGGCUUCCUUACCUAUGGGGAAAGAUUGCUCUUGUUCUGCUGGCAAACCCCAUUCAGCUUGUCUUUGGUGUACCAAUGACUGCAGUAUCGGUCUUCGCUGAUAUCACCCUUGAUACACUAAUUGGUAGCCUGGGUUAUGUCAUGUACUGGGUCACUCUUCUCUGCAAGUUGUUCCUUAGUCCUCUCAGUGCUCUGUUGCCCAUAGGAAACUGGAUUCCUCACACCAAAACACUUACCAGUGCUUCGCUUUCGCUCAUCGAUGCCAGCAGCCAUCGAUUGAAAAAUGUGGCUAGCACAUUUUUCGUUUUCCAUGAAGCGGAUGUUCCUAUGUUCUCCGUUCUCUCUCACCAAGCAUUGAUAAUUCACCAAGCACGAAUUGCCACUCUCCUGCGAUCCGUUUUCGUUGCGGUGAAAUUUGUAUUGCACGAUUUACCGCUUCGGAUUAUAACCCAUGGAGCCACUGGCGCCCUCGCAUUUGAUCGCGAAGCCAUUGAUCUUACCGAUCUGUUGUCCCAGGCUCGGUACCAGAUCAGCGACUUUGUGGAUAACAUCAUGUAUUCCUUGAAUGGCACAAAGUGGUUCAGAGCCAACAUGAUGGGCGUACCGCCAGUAUCUAGCAUUACCCUGGAUUACGAUCUCGCUGUGUGGGAUACACAAGAUCGUGUGAUUGCCAUCGUCAUGGGCUAUCUUCUUGUCUCGGCUCUAGGCCUUCUCUACCUACGUGCUACCGCUCUACUUUCUGGCGUGGCUCGAGGGCAAAGGGUUGAAGGCAUCAUUGCCGAAGUUCUCAACCAAGCUGGAGGUGUCAUGAAAGUCAUCCUCAUCAUUGGAAUCGAAAUGAUCGUCUUCCCACUCUACUGCGGCUCCUUGCUUGACGUUGCAUUGCUGCCUCUUUUUGAAGGCGCAUCCAUAACCUCCCGGAUCGAAUUCACUUCCUCAUCACCCCUCACUUCACUAUUUGUCCAUUGGUUCAUCGGCACCUGUUACAUGUUUCAUUUCGCUCUCUUCGUCGCUAUGUGCCGGAAGAUCAUGAGGAGUGGAGUCUUGUAUUUCAUUCGCGAUCCGGAUGACCCGACCUUCCAUCCCGUGCGUGACGUGCUCGAGCGCAACAUCACCACCCAACUGCGCAAAAUUGCGUUUAGUGCCUUGGUCUAUGGUGCUCUGGUGAUCGUGUGUCUUGGGGGUGUCGUGUGGGGGUUGCACUUUUCCUUUGAUGGCGUUUUACCAAUCCAAUGGUCUGCCACUAUCCCGGUCCUUGAAUUCCCGGUUGAUCUACUCUUCUACAACUUUGUCAUGCCGCUUGCAAUCCGCUCCAUCAAACCUUCUGAUGGCCUACAUGGCCUCUACAGUUGGUGGUUCCACAAAUGUGCCCGCUUUUUGCGCCUGACAGAGUUCUUCUUCGGAGACAGACAACCCGACGAGGAAGGACAUCAUGUGCGACGAACAUGGUGGCACUUGUUAACAGGAGCUAAGGGUGACGUGGCGCAGCCUGUUGUUGCCAAUAAGAACGAACAAAAAGUGCCAACUGACAGGUCUCUUGACGUCUACUUUGCCCGGGAUGGGAGAUUCGUUCGUGCCCCCGCUUCUGAUCAAGUCCGCAUUCCCAAAGGCAGCCAUGUAUUCUUGGAAGUAUCUGAAACCAACGAGCGGGUCGAUGGGGCCAUGGAUACGGAUGAAGGCCUCCAUGGCCGGAAGAAUGACAUGUUCACCAAGGUUUAUGUUCCUCCGUUCUUCCGAAGCAGGAUUGCUGCCUUCAUUCUCUUGAUUUGGGUGUUUGCGGCCGCCACUGGCGUAGGCACCACCAUUAUUCCGCUGAUCGUUGGGCGCAAGGUGAUGUCGUCAUACUUCCCCAACCGUCCACUGAAUGAUAUUUACGCCUUUUCCACCGGCAUUUGCAUAGUCGGUGGGGCUGGGUUCGUUGCCUGGUAUUGCAAGAACCGCGCUGCAGUGGUCAAAGACCGCCUGGGACCGUAUUUGCAGUCCCCUCGACAGGCCUGUAUCGGAUCAGCCAGUGCCGUGAUGAACGGCCUCCGUCUCAUCUACAUCUUCACCGCAUUCUCUGUUGUGUUGCCUUCGCUAUUCGCUCUGGUGGUGGAGCUUUACGUGCUGGUCCCAGUGCACACAUACUUGGGCGGCACCCAGGCCCAUGUCAUCCACUUUGUGCAAGACUGGACACUUGGAGUGCUCUAUGUCCAAAUGACCGUUAAAUUCGUUCUGUGGAAUUCUGCUUCUCGCCCGGCGGCAGCCUUGAACGGCAUCUUCCGCGAUAGCUGGUUAAAACCCAACGUGAGCCUUGCCACGCGGGCACUGCUGCUUCCAAUCACGCUCUUGGCGGCUGUUGCGGUGUUCAUACCACUCUCUUUUGGGUUCAUUGUGAACUCGACCGUGUUCCACUCGGCUCCCGAGGUGCAGUCCAAGGUUUACCGCUAUGCCUACCCGGCGACGUUGUUCAUGAGCCUGCUGGCCUGGCUGGCCUAUCUGGUCCGUCGACAGGUGGAGAUCUGGCGAGUCAACAUCCGGGAUGAUGUCUAUUUGAUUGGAGAGCGUCUCCACAAUUUCCGUGAGAAGCGCGCAAGGGAUGUGGGUGUGCCUCGACAGGUAAUCACGGGAUGAUUGGAGCGACGUGAAGCAGGAGUGGUAAUUCAAAAACAUGUAGCAACAUUCUGGUUGAUUUCUCUUUUCUUGUUCGUACUCGUCGCAAAUCCUUGUGAUUAUUAUUUUCAUUAUAUUUUUUAUUAUGAUGAAUCAUGAAUAGAAUGUUAAAACUUCUAAGG